AUGGCCUCUGAAAGCCAUCUCCAAAUCACCGAUCCUGAGGAUAGCCCAGCACCGGCUAUUCCACAACUAGAAUCAGCAGCUGCUGAAGAGAAUAGGAUGUUGCGUCUCCGCAUAUUGAAAAUGUGGGAUGCCUGGUCUAAUGCAUAUGCANAAGAUGACGAUUAUCGAGAAUUUUACUCUCUUUCCAAAGGGAAAGUCUCACGUAUAUUAUAUCUCCCAGAAGCUAGAGGGCGAGAGUGUUUUCCAUCAGAGGGAUGGAUCUGCACCGCGUCAUACACUAGAGAGGUAAACUUGUUGCAUCCUUUUUCUCGUACCCUAAUUCAACUUCCUCCACAACAGGCCUUAUUGGCUUUUGAUUGCGACAAUACAGAUGAUGGAUAUCCAUGCAUCGACCAAGCUGUGUUAUCUGCUAGUCCUUCUCUUACAUCGGAUUAUGUAUUAAUGGUUUCUUUUUAUGGAUAUAAAGAUUGUUUGGCUUUUUGGCGACCUGGAGAUCUUAACUGGACUAAUAUGAUAAUCGACAGAUCUAUAGUAAUGGGUGGAGUUGCCAGUCUCAAAUACUAUAAGGGUAAAUUUUAUGUUGUGUAUUACUCUGGUCAAGUUUGGGUUUAUGAUGUAACAAUUGGAGAGUCAUAUGAUUUUUUUCAGCUUGAGGAUGAUAUGUUUAAAUGGCUAUUAGUUCAGUUCUACCUAGUAGAAGUAUCAGGUGUACUAUUAUUGGUUAGCCGAGGUGCCUCAAAGGAUCCAAAUGGUGGUGCUGAGACCUUUAAAUUUAAAGUAUUUGAAUUAGAUGUAAUUGAAGGUGAAUUGAAGGAGAUUAAUAAGUUGGGAGAAUCAUCAAUUUUCGUGGGCCGUAAUGGAGCAAGUUCUAUUGAUGAUUGGACUUAUAUCUAUAGUAUAUUGGAAGGAGGGGGCGGAAGAGAUAUGGGGGCUUACGAUCUUGAAAGUGAAAAAAUUGAAUCUUUUUAUCCUGGAUUGUCACUAAGUCCUAUUUGCCCGCCAACUUGGGUUGCACCAUCGUUCUAG
Messenger RNA from Nicotiana attenuata, 1026 nucleotides. RefSeq lists its product as uncharacterized. The transcript is spliced from 2 exons. Bases 1 to 1026 code for a protein of 341 amino acids. Lineage: Eukaryota; Viridiplantae; Streptophyta; Magnoliopsida; Solanales; Solanaceae. The record is from RefSeq and is a predicted model, not a curated record.